Messenger RNA from Ziziphus jujuba (common jujube), 3087 nucleotides. RefSeq names its product receptor-like protein 33. The record is from RefSeq and is a predicted model, not a curated record. Gene Ontology annotation, molecular function: protein binding. Bases 1 to 3087 code for a protein of 1028 amino acids. The transcript has a single exon. NCBI's taxonomy places the organism in Eukaryota, Viridiplantae, Streptophyta, Magnoliopsida, Rosales, Rhamnaceae.
AUGGUGUUUCUACCGCUGCUUCAUCUUCUUCUUAUAGUCAUCACUUGCUUCGCUUAUUUUGUGCAGCCACUUUGCCAUAAUGAUGACAGCGUUGCCUUGUUGGAGCUCAACAGCAGUGUUAUUAUUGGCAAGUUUGCUUCUAAAAAUCCUUUUGCAUAUCCCAAAGUUUCAUCCUGGAGACUAGAAGGGAAUAGAGAUUGCUGCUCAUGGGAUGGCGUAGAGUGCGAUGCUGACACAGGUCGUGUCGUUGCUCUAGACCUUAGCAGCAGUUUCCUUCAUGGUUCAAUAAACUCCACCAGCAGCCUCUUCAACCUUACUCAACUUCAAAGGCUUAACCUUGCUGAUAAUGAUUUUAACUUCUCUCAUAUCCCUUCUGCAAUGGGUCAUCUUUCAAGGUUAACAUAUCUCAACCUUUCUCAUUCAUCUUUUUGUGGUCAAGUUCCAUUUGAGAUCUCAGGACUCUCAAAUCUGUCUUUCCUUGAUCUGUCUUACAAUGAUUUGGAAUUGAAGAGUCCAAAUUUGAGUAGGUUGGUUAGAAAUUUAAUAAAGCUGAAACAACUUCAUCUUACUUAUGUUGAUAUAUCCUCCACAGUGCCUAGCUUUUUGGCAAAUUUCUCUUCAUUAACGUCCUUACUUCUAAGUGAUUGCGGAUUGCAAGGUGAGUUCCCAAACGGAAUUUUUCAACUUCCAAACCUACAAGUUCUUAAUUUGAGGAACAACCGUGGUCUUACUGGCUAUCUACCUGAAUUUCACUCUAAUAGUUCUUUUGAGGUAUUGCUACUUUACAACACAAGUUUUUCUGGAAAAAUACCCACUUCCAUUCAAAACCUUCAUUUAAUGCUUCAGUUAGAUUUUGGAGCCUGUAGGCUUUCAGGGUUGGUUCCAUCUUCGCUUGGUAAACUAACCAGGCUUACUUUGUUGGACCUUUCAGAAAAUAAUUUUGAGGGAAAUCAAUUCCCUUCUUUUCUUCAAAACCUCACCCAGCUCACCACUUUAUGGCUAACAAAAUGUCAGUUAACGGGUGAAAUUCCAGGUUGGCUUGGAAAACUUACCCAAUUAACUUAUCUUGGACUUUAUAUAAAUAAUUUGCAUGGUCACAUCCCAUCAUCCCUUGGUAAACUAACAAGCCUCACCUAUUUGGACCUUGCAGUAAACGAUUUUGAGGGUCAAAUCCCUUCUUUUCUUCGAAACCUCACCCAACUCACUGUGUUAUUGCUUGAUGAUAGUCAAUUCACGGGUGAAAUUCCAUCUUGGUUUGAAGCUUUUACCCUUUUGAAUCAUCUAAAUCUUGGAAUGAAUAAAUUGCAUGGUCUUAUCCCAUCUUCCCUUGGUAGACUAAGUAGCCUCACUUAUUUGGACCUUUCAGCAAACAGUUUCAAGGGCCACAUCCCCUGUUUUCUUCGAAACCUCACGAACCUUGAAUACCUUUCUCUUCAUGACAAUGAAUUGAGUGGCACAUUGAACUUUGACAUGUUUCUUGGCAUGAAAAAUCUAAACACGCUUUUAUUAGGGCGUAACAAGUUGUCUAAACUUGUCCACACUAGCAAAAUGAAUGCGAAUGUUCCAAGGUUCCAAAGUUUAGACUUGAGUUCAAGCAAUUUAACCAAAUUCCCUGAUUUUUUAAGGUAUCAAGAUAGAUUAGAGUGGUUGGCUUUAUACGGAAACAAGAUACAUGGUGAAGUACCCAGAUGGAUAUGGAACAUGAGCACAGAGACAAUGGCCAAUGUGGACAUUUCUGACAACUCCUUGACAGGCUUUGAACAAACUCCAGUUUUCAUCGCUUGGGUUCACUUGAUCAGCUUAGAUCUCUCAUUCAACAAACUAAAAGGCCAGUUACCGAUUCCUCCACCGUCCAUCGUGGACUACCAUGUCUCAAACAACAAACUGACCGGAAAAAUUUCUCCCUUCUUCUGCAAUCUGAGUUCCCUUCUAGUGCUUGAUUUGUCUAAUAACCAAUUGACAGGUAAGCUUCCACAAUGUUUGGAAAAUUUCAGGAAUACUUUACUGGUCUUGAAUAUGAGUAACAACCAUUUUCAUGGUAGCAUUCCCCAAUUGUGUCCAAAUGGAAGCAAUGUGAGAAUGAUUGAUCUAAGCCACAAUCAGUUUCAAGGACGUUUACCACAAAUGUUGGCCAAUUGUACGAUGCUGGAAGUUCUCAAUCUCGGGAACAAUCGAUUCAAUGAUGUUUUCCCUUCAUGGUUAGGGACUCUUCCAAACUUAAGGCUACUUGUACUUCGAUCCAACAACCUCCAAGGAGUGAUAAGGAAACACAGCAACCCUGGUUUUUCUAGUCUGCAUGUUUUUGAUAUCUCCAAUAACAGUUUUAAAGGUGAAUUGCCAUCUGAAUUCUUUAAAAAUUUGAAGGCCAUGAGAUUUAAAGAUGCUGCCAAUUCAUCGUAUCUGGUGGCAAACUUUAGUUUUGUUGUAAAGGCCGUUCCAUGGAGGGAUGAAUUUGCUUACUCAAUAACCAUAACAAACAAAGGCAGGGUUAUGCUUUAUGAGAAGAUCCAAGAAGCUUUUGUAGUCAUUGACGUUUCAAAUAACAGAUUUGAGGGAUCAAUUCCAGAGAGUUUCGGUAUCCUACAAGGGCUUCAUGUGCUUAAUCUUUCGAACAACAUUCUCACUGGUAAAAUCCCAUCAUCCUUUGGAAGCAUAACAAAUCUUGAAUCACUUGAUCUUUCAAACAACAACCUCUCAGGACAUAUCCCUACACAACUUGGACAAUUGACAUUUCUUGCUGUCUUUAAGGUCUCUUAUAACCAUCUGAUUGGACCUAUACCCCAAAUGAACCAACUUAUCACAUUUGAUGUCAGUUCAUAUGAGGGGAACCUGGGAUUAUGCGGAAUUCCAUUGCCAAAAAAGUGUGAAAGUUCAGUACCUCCUUCAGGUUUUCAAGAUGAACAAGAUUCAAACUCUGCAUUGGAGCUUUAUUGGAUGACAAUUGUGCCAGGAUAUGUGAGUGGGCUAGUAAUUGGAGUGGUUAUUGGGCAGAUAUUUGCAACCAAGAAGCAUGACUGGUUUGUGGAGACUUUUGGGCAGGCGAAAUUAAAAGGCAGAAGGGUGAAAAGGGGUCGGCGAAGAAGGUGA